AUGGCCGAAAUAGCGCCCAGAGAAGUCACUCCGCCUCCGCUUCAAGCGCCCACCGCCAAAGAGAAGAAAUACGAUAGACAGCUGCGACUAUGGGCAGCUUCGGGUCAAAGAGCACUUGAAGAGUCACAUGUCCUCCUCGUCAUUGGCGACGAAAGCCACGGGUCCAACAGCAGCGUAGCUGGUGCUGAGACACUCAAGAACCUCAUCCUUCCUAGCAUUGGUAAUUUCACCAUUGCCGACUCUGCGACGGUCACAGAUGCCGAUUUAGGGGUCAAUUUCUUUCUCGAGACAGAAAGUCUACAUAAGCCAAGAGCAGAAGAGACGAGACGGCUUCUCUCCGAGUUAAAUCCCGACGUUACAGGCCAUGCCAUCACAAGUCCUCUAUCGGAAUGGCUACCCGCCGACAACUCCCUGCAACCGUACAAUCUCAUCCUUCUAUGCGCCCCGAUACCCUUGCAUUACUUGCAGAGGAUAUGCACCUAUGCAACAGAACGAUCGAUACCCGUGAUCUACAUCCAGUCAGCCGGCUUCUUCGCGUCCUUUUCCAUCCAGCUCCCUCAAGAGUUUCCCAUUGUUGACACCCAUCCCGACCCAGAGAGCACCCAAGAUCUUCGGCUUCUGGCGCCCUGGCCAGAGCUUGAAGCCGCGGUAGACUCACUAGGCGACCUGACUUCACUCCCCGACCAUGAACACGGUCACAUCCCCUACAUCCUACUUCUGCUGCGCUACUUGCGAGAUUGGAAGAGGUCACACAACGAUUCCUACCCGUCGAAAUUCAAAGACAAAACCGAGUUCAGAGACCUAGUCCGCUCCGGCGCAAGAACAAACAACCCGGAGGGCGGCGAGGAAAACUACGAUGAAGCUUGUGCGGCUGUUCUGAAAAGCAUCACAUCGCCGCCGAUUGGCAGCGGGUGCAAAGAGAUGAUGAGCAUGGCGUCGUGCACAAACAUCACUAAAGACUCGGCAAACUUCUGGGUCGUUGCCAAAGCCAUCAAACAGUUCUAUGAAACGCACGGCGUCCUCCCUCUCCCGGGAUCUCUACCAGACAUGAAAGCGACCAGCUCGGAGUACAUCAAACUUCAGAGCUUAUACAAGACGAAAGCACGUGCUGACGUUGCGGAAGUCACCCAGGCUGUGCGGCAGUUGGAAAAGGACCUGUCUCGGACAAGGCCUAUUGAGGACUCGGAAAUCGAAGCAUUCUGCAAGAACGCCUCGCACGUCCGUGUUCUGACGAAUCCGAACAACGACCCUGUUCCCGCAUUGCGACUGGCCCUGGGCGAUGUAAAGACUCUUGCGCGGUUGCCUGCUCUGGUCGAGAAUGACUGGGAGGGCAUGCUUCCCGUCUUUGUGGCGUUGAAUUCCGCGAUGGUAGACACCAGCGCUCUGUCGUCAGAUGAGGAAGUGCAAGAGAGCUAUGCGAACGCGGUAAAAGAGGUUGACCGGGUCAAGGGCGGCGAGUUACACAACAUCUCGAGCGUCUUGGGUGGCAUGGCGGCGCAGGAAGCCAUUAAAUUGCUCACGAGGCAAUAUGUGCCUGUCGACGGAACGUGCGUGUUUGAUGGAAUCAGGAGCAAGAGCGCCAUUUUCAAGGUCUGA
Molecule: messenger RNA, 1596 nt
Organism: Exophiala spinifera
Lineage: Eukaryota; Fungi; Ascomycota; Eurotiomycetes; Chaetothyriales; Herpotrichiellaceae
Exons: 1
Coding region: 1-1596 (531 amino acids)
Biological process (GO): protein neddylation
Cellular component (GO): cytoplasm
Molecular function (GO): NEDD8 activating enzyme activity
Source: RefSeq, a predicted model, not a curated record